AUGUCUUCACAAAAACAUAAACCUCAACUUAUUGCUGUUGGAAGAAAAAUAAAUAUGAGCGUUCAAUUAGAACUCAAUGAGACAAAAUUUAUUAUUCAUGCUGUUAAUAGAAAUAAUAAUACUUCUUUUUUGAAUUCACUUUUUCCUGCUAAAUCUCCUAUAAUAUCUGACUCACAAAUAUAG
Entrophospora sp. SA101 is the source of this 183-nucleotide messenger RNA. The record is from the annotation of a GenBank genome assembly. NCBI's taxonomy places the organism in Eukaryota, Fungi, Glomeromycota, Glomeromycetes, Entrophosporales, Entrophosporaceae.